Messenger RNA from Scophthalmus maximus (turbot), 2924 nucleotides. Its product is annotated as E3 SUMO-protein ligase ZBED1-like. Gene Ontology annotation, molecular function: DNA binding; protein dimerization activity. Bases 296 to 2347 code for a protein of 683 amino acids. The record is from RefSeq and is a predicted model, not a curated record. NCBI's taxonomy places the organism in Eukaryota, Metazoa, Chordata, Actinopteri, Pleuronectiformes, Scophthalmidae. The transcript has 2 exons.
AGGAUUCGGGGAUAUCUGCAUGUCUGAUGGACAAUAUAUAUAUGUGUAUAUAUAUAUACACACAUAUAUUAUUGUUAUUUCUAAAAAAGAAACUAGGCUUCGACAAAUACCACACAUGCGCUCGCCUCACUGGCAUGUUGCUGCCAGGACAUAGGCUGAAGCGAAGCGGGUCACAAGUUCGCUUUAUUAAACGCCAACAACAACAACAACAACAAAAAAUCAUUUCGGUGGUUGACAGUCAGCGCUAGCAUUAGCUAGCUUGCUAACGUCCAGAACACUGCGGGCUGCGCGAGGCAUGAAGCGGACCGGGAGGAGACGGAGCUCCGUGUGGGACUGCUUCGAGCAAGUGGGCAACUUCGUCCGCUGCACGAAAUGCGACGCGACGCUCAAGUACUGCGGCGGCGCCACCAGCUCCAUGAUGAACCACAUGGGCAGGUACCAUCCGUCCGCGGCGCCGCUGGACGAGGACGAGAAGCCGGCGACGUGCACCGCGCAGUGCGGCGAGGAGGACUCGGACCUCGUGCAGGUCGCCGUCAUGUCCCCGAGCGCGAGCGCGGCGGCGGCGGCGGCGGCGGCCGGCCUGCACGAGCGCGACUACGGGGAGAGGAAGCGCCUGAAGCGGAGCUCCGUGUGGGACAUUUUCAUCAAAGUGGACGACGAGGUGCACUGCACGCUGUGCGACACCCGACUGAAGUACAGGAGCAGCACCACCAGCAUGAUGUACCACAUCAAAAACAAGCACCCGGACACGAUGCCCCACGACGGCGUGUCACUGGCGACGCACGCGGAGGUGACCGAGCUCAUCUCCAGGAUGGUCGAGAAGGACCUGCUUCCCAUCGGCGUGGUGAGCGGCGAUGGGUUCCGCGAGCUGCUCGCCUACACCGUCCCCAAUUACAAAAUGCCCGUGGCCGGCGACAUCGCUCGCCUCAUCGAAGGCCACUUCCACGAGAAGGUGGAGGAGCUCGUAUUGCAGCUGGGCAGAGUGGAGAAAGUGGCUCUCACCGCCGAGUUCUGGGCAGCCCAGCCGCUCCAGAGGUACGUCACAGUCUCCUGCUCGUUCAUCACGGACGACUGGCAGGGGAGGUCGGCUGUGCUGCAGACGCACAAGCUGCCGUCGGACAGCCGCCCCGCCGCGGACGACGUCGCGGAGAGGCUCCUCAGCACGGUGAAGACGUGGGGAAUCGCCGGGAAGGUGACUGCGUGCGUCCAUAACAACUCGCGGGACAACUCGCCGGCCCGCGAGCGCGCCCGUGUCGCCUGGGACCGUGCCACUUGCUUUGCAACCACCCUGCAGCAGGCGGUCAGUGACGGCCUGAGCGUGGACUUACUCCACAUCAUUGCCGCGGCCGGGAAACUGGCCAAGCACUUCGGUCACAACGUGCUGGCGAGUGAGGCCCUGCGGCAGAAGCAGGUGCAGAUGUGCCUGCCGCAGCACGAGCUCGUCCAGUCGAGCAAAGCGAGGUGGGACACAGUCUGCGAUAUGUUCGAACGGCUGCUCGAGCAAAGGUGGGCUAUUAAAGCCGUGCUCUCCGACCGCACAACCACCAACAGACAGGAGGCGCACGGCCUUGAGAUCGAAGACGACUGCUGGCAAAUAAUUGAGAAUUUCACACCGGUGUUGGCAACGCUGAAAUGGGCCACGACCGUCAUAUCAGCUGAAACAGAGGUGUCCAUUUCAAACAUCUACCCAAUCACGUUCAGCCUCAUUCAGACUCACCUCGUGCCAAAGGAGAACGAUGUUGAACAAGUCUCCGAGUUCAAGCGGAAAGUUCAGACGUCACUAAGAAGUCACAUGGAGGUCGACUCGAAGGACCUCGCCUCCAAACCAGCUCUGGUUGCCUCAAUGCUGGACCCGCGUCACAAACAUCUCAGCUUCCUGACACCGACAGGGAGAUUGGCUGCAAAGGUUAAACUGCACGACCUGGUUUCAAAGCUGGACGUGAUCACCACUACUGUGGGCACAAAGGACGAACAGCAGGAGACCCCGGUCACGCCCAAUGUCAGCCAGGUGGCCGUGCCCUCACAAAUGAGAAGCGACACCAAAAACACCAUGAUGUUGCUCCUCGGGGACAACUACAGCUCCUCCUACGCCACAGACUCUGAGGCUCAGGUGGAUUACUACCUGAGAGACAUUGCCCCCUCAUUGGACAUAAACCCUCUUGACUGGUGGAGGGUGAAUGGACCGAGGUUCCCCAAACUGGCCACUCUGGCGAGACACUAUUUGUGCAUACCUGGGGUGUCGCUGCCGUCUCUAUUGUCCGAGGCCGGACAAGCAUUUGCAACAAUGCGUACAAGACUGAGCCCAGAGCAUGUUGACAUGAUGAUCUUUGUAAACAGAAACGUGUAACAUCGAUAACCCUUCAAGAGACUUAAACUGGCUUCCUAUACAAUAAUAGAAUGGGGACAUGGCUGGGCUAUAACUACAACAACUAAUUUCCCCACUGCUGAUAUGUUGUAUCUGCUGGUGCAAACGACGAUACAAGCAACAAAAAGUGAGAAAAUUCCUCUCGCAGUAGUUGCUGUCAGCUGAGAUGCAGUCAAUUACUUAAGUACACUAAGCCAGUGAUAAAAGGAUGUCAGCAAUAUUUGGGUAAACAAGUGGCGCAGGCAAACCCAAGCCUCUAGCGGGGGGCUGCUAACAGUGUAGCAAAUACCCCGGCUGUUCUUAUGCUUCAUUUACCUUAACACACUUGUUGUGUUUUGUACAAUGUAGUUACAAACAUAUUCUGAGUAGAUGUCUUUAGAAUCAACAAAUCAUCCUGUCAUCUUCAAAAACCAUGGGAAAAAUAACAGAAAAAUCUGUCACACGAUAGUAAACUGAAUAGUUGUAUUAUUAAUACAGAUAGAAAACCAUAACCAGUAUUAACGUGAUUGCUGUUGUGUCUCUCAGUAUGCCGUGCCAAGAUAAAGUACAUACAGCCUCA